This is a messenger RNA of Nelumbo nucifera (sacred lotus), 1341 nucleotides long. Its product is annotated as putative 3-hydroxyisobutyrate dehydrogenase-like 3, mitochondrial. NCBI's taxonomy places the organism in Eukaryota, Viridiplantae, Streptophyta, Magnoliopsida, Proteales, Nelumbonaceae. Gene Ontology annotation, molecular function: NAD binding; NADP binding; oxidoreductase activity. The record is from RefSeq and is a predicted model, not a curated record.
GACAGAAAGUACAGGUAUUAAUAGGGAAUUUUUCCUUUUCUUUAUCCACGAACGAAUUUUUUCUACCUGUAUAUGUCAUCGAUACUGAUGGCUUCGCUUUCCAUUUCCUGAACCAGAACCCAGAGAUAUCUUUUGAGGGAACUCUUGGUUUCCUUUCUGUGUAUCGAGUUAUGGAGACUCCAUAUCCCAAACCCAUAACUCCCAACCACACUCGUGUGGGCUGGAUCGGAAUCGGAGUCAUGGGUGGUGCCAUGGCUUCUCGAGUUCUGUCAGCAGGGUAUACUCUGACAGUCUAUGCUCGGAACCCAGAGAAAGCUCUUUGGCUGCAAGAGCGAGGUGCCCAUAUUGCCAGUUCGCCCGCCGAAGUUGCCCGGGUGAGCGACGUCGUGUUCACGAUAGUUGGAAACCCAUCGGAUGUUCGUUCCGUCGUGCUUGGCAACGCAGGUGUCUUAUCAGGCCUAAACGAAGGUGGGGUUGCUGUUGACAUGACUACCAGCCACCCGAUGCUUGCCAGAGACAUUGCCGCGGUGGCGCGUGCAAGAGGGUGUUGGGCUGUCGACGCUCCAGUCUCCGGUGGUGAUGUUGGUGCCAGAGAGGGGAAGUUGGCCAUAUUCUCCGGUGGGGAUAAUGGAGUGGUGAGUUGGUUAUCCCCAUUGCUUGAAAUUAUGGGGAGGCCGACGCAUGUGGGCGAGGCUGGAUGUGGGCAGAGCUGUAAGCUUGCAAACCAGAUAAAGGUUAGUUCGAUGUUACUGGGAUUGAGCGAAGCAAUGGUGUUCGCUGAACGAGCAGGGCUCGAUUUGAGGCGGUUCUUGGAGUCAAUCAGGGGUGGAGCAGCAGGGUCUAAGGUGUUGGAAAUAUUUGGGGAGAGGAUGGUUGAGAGGGAUUUCAAUCCAGGUGCUUUUGCAGAGUAUAUGUUAAAAGAUUUGGGAAUAGCAGUAGAUGGGGUUACAGAGAAUGGGAUGAUGGUGUUACCUGGAGCAGCCUUGACCAAGCAGUUGUUCUCGAGUAUGGUGGCUAACGGGGGUGGAAAGCUCAGCAUUCAUGGCCUGAUUACUGCCAUUGAGAGGUUGAAUGGCAAGUGAUGAAAUGAAAUCUCUGAAACUAAUUUGGGUUUUGAAGGUUUGAGAGGUUUGCUGUGAAAUUACAUGGAAACUUGGGUAGGUUGGGGAUGGUGGGAGGACUGAUUUUGUUCUUAUCCCCACUGCUACUUUCAAUCGGGAUAGUGGACUGGAGAAAGUAAUUUACCUUGUUUGUUUAACAUACUUGUUGAAACUAAGUGGAUCUAAUCAUGUUAAGUAAUUUCUGUUACUGAAUUUCUUGGUGCAUUUUAUUUGGUUGUUA